GGUAUGGGCCAUUGAUAUAUUGUGGACUCGCCCACAUUGCAUCUCUUCUGUUUCUUCUUCCCUCUCCAGUUGAGCCUCCAUAAUGCUCCAUUGUUGGCAUCAACAAUGACUGAAACACAUCCUGGGUCUUCCCUGAAUACCAUCAACCUCGUUACACAAUGCCUGUGCAUCCCUAUCGUCACCAUUUUCGUGGCGACGCGGUUCGCUAUCCGCUGUUGGUAUAAGCAGUUCGUUAUCGCCGAAGAUACAUUCUGUUUUCUAGCAUGGAUUCUGUUUAUGGCAUACUGCGGAAUUGCCAUUGUUGUGGGUCAAUAUGGCGGUGGAGUGAAUCAUGAACUGGUUCCAGACGCAAUGCAGGUUACUUUCCGCAAGUUCUGCUACGUCGCGACAGUCUUUUACUGCCCCAUGAGUCUCUUCGUGAAAUUUGCCUUGCUUUCCAUCCUGAUCCGAAUCUUCAAGCCAUACAAGGGCCGCAUUAUGUUCAUUUAUGUUUUCCUCGGAUGUCUGACCAUCUACUACAUCAUCGCUGAAAUUGUCAAAAUCCGCAUGUGCGACCCCGUCCCGGCAUAUUGGACGUUAGAACCGGCCAACUGUCUAGACCAACAAGCUGCAUUGAUCGCCGACUCGGUUAUUAGCGUCAUUAGCGACAUUAUGAUCCUCGUCCUGCCGCUACCGCUGACUUGGUCGCUCCAGAUGUCGCGGAGCAAGAAGCUCCGAGUCGUCGGCAUGUUAUCCGCUGGAGGACUCGCCACGGCCUUCAGUAUUUACCGACUGAUCCUGGUUUUGAAAGACGGCCGUUCGGAAAAUACAACUGUAAUGUUCAUGUGUGUGAUUCUUUCAGGUAACGCGGAAGGAGGAGUCGGUCUCAUCUGCGCCUGUCUGCCGACGAUGAACAUCCUGAUCAACAAAAUCCGCAAAGCCGGCUACAGCUACGGCUCGAACAAGUACUACCAGGACGAGUCCUCGAUGCACCUCAGCAAAAUGAAGGGCGCCAACAGCAAGGGAUUCUCCGCCAUCGGGUCGAAGGCUUCCAGAACGGAGCCCGAAUUUGGAUCCGACCAGAGCCAUCUGAUUGCGUACGCAGGCACCGUCGACAUGAGCGCCACCGGCGAUGGCGGGAUCCAUAAGACCAUUGACGUAUCGCAAACAGUGGAGGUGCUGGCUGGAGAAUCGUCCUCGAGCCAUUCCGACCAUCACACGCGGUUUUAGCGCGCCUUCCUUCUUUUCCCUUCCUUACCCUUUUUUUUUUUCCCUUUCCUUCUGUAAUAGAUAUCCUUGGUGGGGCAUUUUGUACGCAUAUUCGACCUCUUUUCCAUUUUCUUUCUUUUGUGGAGCUUGUUUUACAGGAUUUUUUACAGGUCCAAAGCUUGAUACCUUCGAUGGGCUUCUCGAUGCCUCGUGAUGUCAUUUUGGAUAUGGCUAAUGUUUAUAAACACAUCAUCUCAUUACAAAUA
Molecule: messenger RNA, 1454 nt
Organism: Aspergillus pseudonomiae
Lineage: Eukaryota; Fungi; Ascomycota; Eurotiomycetes; Eurotiales; Aspergillaceae
Exons: 6
Coding region: 106-1209 (367 amino acids)
Source: RefSeq, a predicted model, not a curated record